Oncorhynchus kisutch (coho salmon) is the source of this 2671-nucleotide messenger RNA. RefSeq names its product homeobox protein Hox-C6-like. Gene Ontology annotation, cellular component: nucleus. Lineage: Eukaryota; Metazoa; Chordata; Actinopteri; Salmoniformes; Salmonidae. Bases 1185 to 1883 code for a protein of 232 amino acids. Gene Ontology annotation, biological process: anterior/posterior pattern specification; regulation of transcription by RNA polymerase II. The transcript is spliced from 2 exons. Gene Ontology annotation, molecular function: DNA-binding transcription factor activity, RNA polymerase II-specific; RNA polymerase II cis-regulatory region sequence-specific DNA binding. The record is from RefSeq and is a predicted model, not a curated record.
UUGUUUUAUGUCAAACUGAAUUAACUCAAUACUUACUAUUUGUAUUUUAUCUCAUAAGAUUAGAUAACUGUGCUAUGGCCAUUCCUAUUAUCGAAACAUCAACAUUCAGUCCAUUCAUGUAAGUCUAAAGCCUAUAGCAACGUUGCUAUUACAAACGAUAUAAUUAAAUGUCACCCAAACAUGUUUUCUAAACUCUAUUUGAACAAUUUGAUUAAACCCCUUUGUUUAUCAUAAAUCAUGCUUUUUAAUCAGUUUAUAAGCUAUGUAUCUCACACCGAGGAAAAUAUAUAUUAAUCGAUUAGGGCAAUAUUGUCAAGACUUUUUCUAACUGAAUAAUUCGAUCACUGUAUUGCAGUUGCGGACCCUAAUCUUAUUUUCUCGACCCGAGAGACUUGAAAACAUAACUCUCCGUCGUCUCUAAGUCCGUCUUUAAAAAAAUAACAAGAGAAUGAACUCAAGUCAAAUAAUUGAAACAGAGCAUGCUUGUCUAGCGUUAGCAUCUAUUUCUCUCAAUAAUUCAAUUCUACAUUUAGGCUAAUUGAUUAAUGUGAUUGUUUAUGGCCAAUCUGAUUCAAUUCAUUCACUGCAUGUUCUUUAUACAUUUAUGAGCAUUAGUGUUAUUAUUUUUGCUUCAGUAUAGUACAGGCUACUGUGCAACAAAGAACAUGUGUUGCGGAGGCAGAUUGGCAAGUAUGUGACUUUGUGCGUGCGCAUGCGCGCUCGCGCGCGUGUGUGUGUAUAAACGCUCCCUAUUUAUGUAGUCCGUCUUUCUGUAUGUGCGCACGCAUAUGACAAUGUAUUAGCUUGCGAUUGCGUUUGUGUGUGUACAUGCGCGUAUGUGAGAGUAGUUUCAAGCGAGGAUUUUUUUAAAUGAAGUAACGUUUUUUUUCUCCCUUAGUCUUCUACUCCUUGCUUUUUAUUGGAGGAAAUUUGGUCAGCUGACAUUGUCAUCUUGUCCAUCCUAGAGUGAGGCUUUAGCAACAACAUUCGGCUUUGUACCUUGUGUCUUUAUUGGUGUCUAGAAAUACAUUAUAAAGAAAUCAUUCAGCGUGCCGGUAUUAAAAGAUAGACUGACAGAGAAAAAAAGAGAGUGACUUAGUGUGAGAGAGGGAGAAUAGAGAGAGAGGUGAGAUUGUAAGGGAGGGAGGGAAAGAGAAAGAGGGAGCAAGGGAGAGAGGCAAGGUAUGAAUUCGUAUUUCGCAAACCCGUCGCUCUCAUGCCAUUUAGCUGGUGGUCAAGAGGUUUUACCUAACGUGGCCCUAAACUCAACUACCUAUGACGCUGUUCGACACUACUCAUCCUACGGAGCCGCUGUGGCCCAAAAUCGGAUAUAUUCCUCGCCUUUCUAUUCGCCCCAAGACAACGUAGUGUUCGGCUCGAGCAGGGGACCGUACGAGUAUGGAUCCAACGUGUUUUACCAAGAUAAGGACGUGCUGCCCAGCUGUAGGCAGAGCAGUUUGGGACAAGGUGCACAAACCUCACUCCCCCAGGAUUACCCGUCUGAUCCGGGCAGGAACGGCUCGCAGGAACAGAAGGGGAACAUUCAGAUCUUCCCGUGGAUGCAGCGGAUGAACUCUCAUAGCGGAGUUGGAUACGGUUCUGACAGACGAAGAGGCCGACAAAUUUACUCCCGGUACCAAACUCUAGAACUCGAAAAGGAAUUCCAUUUCAACCGCUACUUGACGAGACGCAGACGUAUCGAAAUCGCCAAUGCACUCUGUCUCACCGAACGUCAGAUAAAAAUCUGGUUCCAGAAUCGCCGGAUGAAAUGGAAAAAGGAAAGCAAUCUAACUACGACUCUCACCGAAAGUGGUUCGGCAGGGGUGAGUCAAGACACGGGUAAAGAGGACACAGAAGAGGCGACAGAAGAGAAGAAAGAAUGAACGAGUUCCUAACUUACUAUAUGCAUCAAUCCGCCGUUCUGUGAGGAUAACUUAACUACCUAUCAAGUAGCCUACCUAUCAACUAUUGUUUGGCACAAUAAAGAAACUAGUGUAUUAAAAUAUGUGGCUGCGUUAAAUGCAAUGUGGACGCUACAUAUCUUCAGACAUCAAUGUUUGCCUUUUUAAUUUCUUUCUGUAUUGGAUAUGAACAUUUCACCGUGACCAAAUCAUUUAAUUCCUUACUUGACAUUCCCUUAUAUACCCAAACUGUGUGUAACGCGAAGACAUUCAUCAUUAUAUGUUCUUAAAUGCUGUUUGACAGCAAAGAAAAAACAGUGGUUCUCAGAUGUCUAUACACAUAUGAUGUUGGCAAUAUGUUUUACAAAAGUAAUUGUCAUAAGAUGUGAAGGAAGGUAUAAGCUUUACAUCCGCUUGAGUAACCCAUUUACGUUUGUUUCGUUUUGUUGUACGAAAAAACUAUGCUGAAUAAUAACGACUCACACUACCUAAAUUGUUGAUAUGUUUGUAAAUAUAUGUAUAUCUAUAUUACACGCCUUAGUCCUGUGAGAGCAUUCGUCCGCAUCCCGCACCUUCUUUGUAUUAGCUAGCCUACAUUAUUUAUGUUUAGAUAUGUACCAGUAGGCUAGCCUACAUUGAGUAUGUGGUCAAAUCAUAACUGACCGAUGUGGCUUGAAUUGUAGCGUUAGUUGAAAAUCCGAAAUAAAACAAUAACAGUGAUGAAGGCUAUGAAAUUCACUUCAAGUCAUAUUUAAUAAAACUGUUAAUAA